AUGUCCUCUUCAACGUCUGCCAGCCGAGCAGACACUACCACCAGCGACGACGAUAGCUUCAGCGGCGCCGAUCCUGUUGCGUCCGCUGACCAUUUUUACUCAGAGGCGGUUGCGUUUGAACGUAUUCUCGCCAAUAAUGGCCUCAUUGAGGACCGGCCAGACUCGGCAAACGGCUUUGAAGAACUUGUAGCCAAGCAUCUCUCACCACGAGAAGUUGCCGUAGCCACUCAUGCCGCGAAAAUAUCUGCAGCCGGCACUACGCCCUCGUGGACACCCUCACCGACGAGCAGCAUUCUUGAAGAAGAGCCAGAGUCAUAUCUGGAGGGGGAUGACGCGUCUGUUUCAACCGAAUCGUCAGGCCCUCUGAGCGAUGUAGAGCCCGUACUUCAUCGCGCGGCAACUCUCGACACAGACGAAUGGAAAUUCGAUGCAGAGACGGUUGUCAGCAUGCUCAUCGAUGAGUUUGGCGCUUUAGCCCCGGAGGGGGAGGAGGAGAAACUCAUUUUGGAGACGGACGGAGGACUGCUCAAGGAGGUCUCGAUUAUUGGAGUCAUUCAUCUCACAACCCACCGACUCUGCUUCCACGCGUCGCUGAUGGCAGCAAACCCAAACCCACAGACAACUAUCUUGCGAGCGGGUCCAGCAGUCAUCCACCGUCCCGGCCUGCGCUUCAGCCGUCGUCUUUGGAUGGAACUUUCACCGGAUAUGUUGUGCUCAUAUGCAUCUAGCAAAGACAAAGACCGACUGAAGCCUGUUCGAACUCUGCUUUUAUCUGCUAUUCACGGCAUCGUGCCAUUCGACCCCAAACGGCCAAAAUGCAUACAACUCAUUUUCGACGAGCAGUUUGAACGCGAGCACGUCUCGGGAUUUGCAGAAUUUGAUACCGAGGAAUCGGCUGUGGAUUGGCGGAAAGAACUUUCGGGCGCCUUGUUCCUUUACCGACAUCAACGACGGGAGGCUAUCGACUCUGGAAAUUCGGAGAAUGGUAUCAGAUGGAGCUGCCCGCUAUCCCAUAUCGCUUCCGCCGAGUUCCUUGACCCCAAAAUGCCUGGUAUUGCAACUCUCAGCAUUGAUGUUGGCGCACCAGAUGGUCCAAGGAAAGUUCGCAUGGGCUGCAUCUACGAAUUCCCCGCGUGGUCAAAGCUGCCUGAGAUCGUUGCUGAUUACCACAAAUUCCGCGAAAGUCGCCCUUCGGAGCUUGAUGAGACGCCCAUUUUCGUCGAUAUGGGUCCUAUCAGCUUUGCGGAGACAAUUCCGACCGUUCCCGUCACAAAUAUGAAAGAGGAUUCAGUACGCAAAGUCCUUGGCUUGUCUGCCGAAAAAUCCUUCUGGAUGACUAAAGCCCGGUUGUAUCGCACGAUUGCGUCCGGCGGCGUUUUUGUCGUCACAGACAACUACGUCGGCUUCUGGGCGAAAUUCCUCACGCAGCAAGAUGCGCGUUACCGUCUUCAUGUCUCCCUCAUUCGGGAAGCGAAGCCGUUUAGCCUCCUUCGCGGCUGCUCCUAUGGACUUGCAAUCGAACUAGAGGGUCUCCCUGACUUGCGAUUCCAAUUCAGGACUGUCCAAGGUCGGACAGAUGCGAUGGAACGGGUGAAUGCUCUGGUCAAGCAUGCGCGGGAGGCACCGCAGCGGCCAACGGCUCUUGCACUGUCACAUUCUAGCUCGUCAUCCAGCGACACUUCUUUAUCAUCGGGAGUGAGUACUCCCACACGAUCCAUGACGGGGCUGUUCUCUCCACUCGCACGAACCUUUGCUGCCGUUCAAGAGGUCGGAGCGCCACCUAGUAUGAGAGGGAAAUUUCCCAAGCUUAUCAAUAUACCGUCGCAACUACUGGUCAAAAGCGAGAAGAAGCAUUUUGUCUGUCUGACUAUCGGAUCUAGAGGAGACGUGCAGCCCUAUAUUGCGCUGGGCUUGGGGCUGAUGAAGGAGGGUCAUGAAGUGACGAUAGUGACACACGAUGAAUAUAAGCCCUGGGUAGAAAGCUUUGGUAUCACGCACAAACAGGCCGGAGGAGAUCCUGGAGCCUUGAUGAAAUUGAGUGUGGAAAACAAGAUGUUCUCUCCGGAGUUUUUCAAAGAGAGCUUGCAAAACUUCCGGCCAUGGCUUGAUCAACUUCUUAUUGACUCUUGGGAGUCAUGUCAAGGAGCCGAUGUCUUGUUAGAAUCGCCUUCGGCGAUGGCAGGUGUGCAUAUUGCUGAAGCUCUGAAUAUUCCCUACUUCAGAACUUUCACAAUGCCAUGGACCAAGACUAGCGACUUUCCGCAUGCAUUCCUUAGUGUUCCUGUCGAUGCUCCGACAUUCAACUCUGCAAGCUAUGUCUUGUUCAACAGUGUUAUGUGGACGGCGACCUCCGGUCAAAUCAAUCGCUGGAGAAAACACACGCUGCAAAUCCCACAUACGGACCUCAGUCAUUUGGAUCAGGGCAAGAUAGCCUUUAUAUAUAACUUCUCCACGGCUGUCGUGCCGAAGCCUUUGGAUUGGGGAGACGCUAUCAAUGUGUCUGGGUACUGGUUCUUGGACAACCCCGAGGGUGCAAAUUGGACUCCCCCAGAGGACCUUGUGCACUGGAUGGACAAGGCCCGUAGCGAUGGCAAACCAAUCGUCUACAUCGGAUUUGGUUCUAUCACGGUCCCGAAUCCCAAUCGGGUUACUGCUCGCAUCGUCAAAGCCGUUCUGAAGAGCGGCGUUCGAGCAAUCAUCUCCAAGGGAUGGUCAGCCAGAAUGAGUAAAGCCAACGACAAGGGCCCGGAGGUGGAGAUCCCGGAGGAAUGCUAUGUCGUCAACUCGAUACCUCACGACUGGUUAUUCCAGAGGAUAGAUGCGGCGAUGCACCAUGGCGGUGCUGGGACGACUGGAGCCAGUCUGCGUGCGGGUAUACCGACUUUGAUCAAACCUUGGUUCGGCGACCAGUUCUUCUGGGCGAGUCGGGUGCAACAUCUUGGGGCCGGGCUGAGGGUCCCCAGUCUACAUUCACAUGACCUCGCAGACGCUCUGAUUACCGCGACGACGAAUCGGGUAAUGAAGGAGAAGGCUGCUGCUGUUGGAGAGAAGAUUCGCGCAGAAGAUGGGGUCCACACUGCCAUCCACACGAUGUACAUUUACAUGCAGCACGCUGGAGCUUAUAUUGAGAAAAUACGAGACCAUUCGCACUAG
This is a messenger RNA of Mycena indigotica, 3153 nucleotides long. Its product is annotated as Glycosyltransferase family 1 protein. The coding region runs from base 1 to 3153 and encodes 1050 amino acids. Gene Ontology annotation, biological process: carbohydrate metabolic process. Lineage: Eukaryota; Fungi; Basidiomycota; Agaricomycetes; Agaricales; Mycenaceae. The transcript has 22 exons. The record is from RefSeq and is a predicted model, not a curated record. Gene Ontology annotation, molecular function: hexosyltransferase activity; UDP-glycosyltransferase activity.